Geodia barretti is the source of this 1413-nucleotide messenger RNA. The record is from the annotation of a GenBank genome assembly. NCBI's taxonomy places the organism in Eukaryota, Metazoa, Porifera, Demospongiae, Tetractinellida, Geodiidae.
AUGGCCGGGAGCGAACUUCCCCUCCACUCCGCGUCGGCACUCGCCGGCCUCAUCGAGAGCAGAGAGGCAUCUCCAGUGGAGGUGGUCGAGGCCUACCUGCAAAGGAUCGACGACCUCGACUUCAAGUUCAACUCCUUUAUCACGGUGCUUCGUGAACAGGCUCUGGAAGAGGCGAGGCAGGCCGAGAGGGAAAUCCUGGCCGGUAAUUACCGCGGUCCGAUGCACGGCAUCCCCGUGGGAAUCAAGGACCAGAUCUGGACCAAGGACAUCCGCACCACCGGCGGCUCACGCAUCCUGGCCGACUUCGUCCCCGACGACGACGCCACGGUAAUUGCCAACCUGAGGAACGCUGGCGCCAUUCUGCUGGGCAAGACCAAUCUCACUGAAUUCGCCGUCACCGGGUUCACCCACCGCUUCAGCACCCCCCGCAAUCCCUGGGACUUGAACAUCUCAGCAGGCGGCUCCAGCAGCGGGUCGGGGGCGGCCACGGCGGCCUUCCUCUGCGCCACCUCCCUGGGAGAGGACACCGGCGGGUCGAUUCGACGUCCGGCGGCCUGGUGCGGCAUCGUCGGGCUGAGGCCCGGCUGGGGACGGGUCAGCCGAUACGGGUUGAUGCGUGGCGUCUGGUCGAUGGACACCAUAGGCCCGAUCUCCCGCACCGUGGAGGACGCCGCCAUCACCCUGUCGGCCAUCGCCGGCUACGACCCCAAGGAUCCAACCACCUGGAACACUCCGGUGCCCGACUACCGGCAGGCCCUGCACGGCGACAUCAGGGGCCUGCGCGUGGGCAUUCUUACGGAGUUGCUCCACAGCGACAUGGUGGAGCCCGACGUGGCUGACGCCGUCGCGGCCGCCGCCGACACUCUGGCGGAGCUGGGCGCCGACGUUGAGGAGGUCUCCAUUCCGUUGGCGGCCCACGCCAACGCCAUCGCCGGUGCGUUGCUGGCGGUCGAGCCAGCCCUCAACAUGAAGGAAUGGGUCCGGGAGCGCCUCCACGACUUCGGCCACGAUAACCGCAUCGGACUGCUCACCGGCAGCCUGGUACCGGCCCAGGCCUACCAGAAGGCCCAGAAGCUCCGCGCCCUGCUGCGUGAGGAUGUGCUGGCCGCCUUCCGUACCUACGACGUGCUGGUGAUGCCGACCUCCGGAAGACAGGCUGUCCCAAUCCAGGACGACCCACCGGUGACCAGCAGGGAGACAUCCUCCCGGUUGCCCUUCAUGCGCACCAACACCUUCAAUCUAUCCAGCGCACCGGCCAUUUCCGUGCCCUGUGGGUUCGGGGGAAGGGGACUGCCGGUCGGCCUUCAAAUCGCUGGGCCGCCCGGCGGAGAGGAGAUGGUGUUCCGGCUGGCCCACGCCUACGAGCAGAACACCCCCUGGCACACCAUGAGACCCCCAAGUGCUGAGAUCUAG